Molecule: messenger RNA, 2712 nt
Organism: Punica granatum (pomegranate)
Lineage: Eukaryota; Viridiplantae; Streptophyta; Magnoliopsida; Myrtales; Lythraceae
Source: RefSeq, a predicted model, not a curated record
UUCACGGUAGCACCGAAGGAGGAAGAAGAGGAGAAUUCUGAAAGCAGACGGCGUCGUUCUGUCCGGUCCAAACUCAGACCUGGGGACCGAAACGAAACCGUCCUUGCAAAUGAUCUGCUCAGUUGUAGGAAACUCCCAUCAUUUAACCCAGAAGCACUCACUCUCUCUCUCUCUCUCUCUCUCUCUCUCGAUCCGUUAAACUAUCAAGGCCUCUGUGCAUCGGAGGCGAAGGAGGAGGAGGCAGCGGAGCUGAGGAGGAGAUCCAUGGCGUAAUCUCGCACCGCCCGUCCCUCUCUUCAUCGGAUGAACUGCAAUUAGCAGGGCGGUAGUGGGUGCUGGAGAUGGCUGAUGUGGCGGGUUUCAUGGAAGCUGCGGGAGCUCGAUUUAGUCAGCUCGAGCUCAUUGGAAGAGGAUCUUUUGGUGACGUCUAUAAAGCGUUUGAUAAAGAGCUCAACAAAGAAGUGGCUAUUAAAGUAAUUGAUCUUGAAGAAUCGGAGGAUGAUAUUGAGGAUAUACAAAAGGAAAUUUCUGUGCUGUCACAGUGUCGGUCUCAAUAUAUCACAGCUUAUUAUGGUUCCUAUCUUCACCAAACCAAGCUAUGGAUAAUAAUGGAAUACAUGGCUGGUGGUUCUGUGGCCGAUCUACUCCAAUCAGGUCAACCCCUAGAUGAGAUGUCUAUUGCUUGCAUAGUACGUGACUUGCUGCAUGCAAUCGAGUAUUUGCAUAAUGAGGGGAAGAUUCAUAGAGACAUCAAAGCGGCUAAUAUUUUGUUGACUGAGACCGGUGAUGUGAAGGUUGCAGAUUUUGGUGUAUCUGCGCAAUUAACAAGAACUAUUUCAAGGAGAAAGACGUUUGUGGGAACGCCAUUUUGGAUGGCGCCGGAGGUAAUCCAGAAUUCUGAAGGAUACAAUGAGAAGGCAGAUAUUUGGUCCCUUGGGAUAACAGUUAUCGAGAUGGCAAAAGGUGAACCUCCACUUGCAGAUCUUCAUCCGAUGAGAGUUCUUUUUAUCAUACCUCGAGAAAGUCCACCACAGCUGGAUGAGCAUUUUUCUCGUCUGAUGAAAGAAUUUGUUUCAUUGUGCUUGAAGAAGGUGCCGGCAGAGCGGCCCAGUGCCAAGGAGCUUUUGAAGCACCGUUUUAUUAGAAAUGCUAGGAAGAGCCCAAGGCUUCAGGAGAGAAUAAGAGAGCGUCCAAAAUACCAGCCAGUGGAAGAUGUAGAAAGUCCUAUGGGUAAGGGCAUUGUGGAGGGAACUGACACUGUGAAGGUGAAGAGAGAUAUACAAGGAGAAGAAACAGUCAGAGCCAGUGGUCAAGGGAGGACAGUGAAAAACACUGGUUGGGAUUUCAGCAUCGGAGGAACUCAGAGUACAGGGACUGUUAGAAGCAACGUGAGACCACCCCAGGUCAGAGAGAAGAAAAGCGAAGUUUCAUACAAUCAGGCAACCCCCAGAAGAGCUGCAGAUAGUAGUAAUUGGUUAUCUCCAUCAGGAAAUUCCCUCCCUGAGUCUUCUGAAAUUUUAUUCAGAAAAGAUGCUAGAGACCGGUAUUCCGGGGAACAGAAUAAUUACCAUGAAGAUGAGAAUUCAUCUCCGAGUGGAUCAGGAACUGUUGUUAUACGCUCCCCAAGAGGAUCUCAAUCAUCUCCAUUUUCCCAUGACCAAAGUACUUUGUCUAGCGGCACAUAUGCUUCUUUUGAAGAUGCUUCUACCACAGGAACUGUUGUUUUCCGCGGGCAACAGGAUGAGUCUGAUUCUCCUCGAACCCCAAAAUCCAGGUUUGGAGUUCAAGAAAAAAGUUCGAGUGCUUCACUUGAAGAUAGUGCAUUAAAUCUUGCAGAGGCAAAGGCUGCUAUGCAAGUGGGUAUGAGAAGAGGAAAUGCAAGAGAAAGGUCCGCACUAAGCAAGUUUAGAGAUGGUCAGGAAAAUGGAAGUAGAGAACAUACAACCAAAAGUAGUUAUGAUUCUUCAAGGAAUUCACAGGAGUAUUUUGAUGCUCCCAAAGUAUUGCCAAGGUCUAGAAAUGCAAGUGAUGAUGAGGAAAGUGCAAAAACAUUAUCAGCAUCUGCCCCGUUAUCCGUUUUGUUAAUCCCUUCUCUGAAAGAGGCUGCUGGUGAUGAUAUAGACGUGUCAGUUGUCCGAGCAGUUACAAACUCACUUGUGAGUCUGGAACGAGUUAGACCUGGGUCAUGUGAAGUCCUUACGAGCAAGUUGCUUCAGAAGUUGGCAAGUUCGAAGGAACCAUUGCUAAAGGAUUUGCAGGCACAGGCAGCUCACAUCUUCUCAAAGGGAAAGACAUCUCCUCAGGAGUUAGAGAAGGCAAAUUCUGAAGCUGACACUCGUAAGAAGCAGCAGAACAAAGAGCUUAACUCAAGCACCAAUUUGAGCCCCUUGGCCAGAUUUUUGCUCUCCAGAUGGCAAGGGCAAGUUUCACGGGAUCUUAAUCCAACGUAAGGAAUGGGGGAUUGAGGGCAGUUGAGUCAUUUAAAUCAUUUUGUAGUCGGGUGCAUUGAUGCAUUUAUUCUGAUUCAGUUGUACAUAGUAAGUGUAAGAUUAGUGUAUUUAUUGGCUGGGCUCGUAACUGAAAAGUUUUGAUCCUGAAUUCCCUUCCUCCGAUCGAUGUGAAAAGCUGUUUGUCUGUUAUUUAUUCACUGCGAAUGUAAAAUUGACUGAGUGAUAUCAAAUAUUUAUCUAUAGGUUUUUUUUUUUCGGCUGU